UUAUUUUCUUAAAACAUACAAUUAUGUGGGCCGAACAAGAAAAAUAUAAAAAUCAUUUCCUGCAAAUGCAAUUAAAGCAUGUAAAACCUAAACAAAUUAAUGAAAUGCUAGACAAGGAAAUCCUUAAAUAUCAGACUAGGCGAGGGCGACGAGGCUAUUGCAAUAUUCUCUCUCAUACUAAAGCUAGUGUUUGCAAAAGUGCUUUAUAUUUUGAGGAUCGUGCCGAAUUGGCUUAUGGUUUAGGGACAUUACCCAAACUAAUGAAACAACUGGGCAGUGAUGACUAUUUGACACAAUGGAAGGCUAUUAACUCGCUCUCGGAAUACAUGGUUAAUCCGCUAAAUGCUCAGAGAGCCAUAACACAGUUUGACAUUGUGAGAAGAUGUCAAAAUGUAUUUUUGCGCAUACGCUUGAAGUAUCGCAAAGUUAAAUAUCGGGAAACUACUAAAUUGUUGAAUAUAUUUUACUACAUAGCUUUGCAUAGAAAUGGCGCCCGGAAAAUCUUGGAAAAAUAUCGUUUACUAGAUCAAUUCUACAAGAUAGUUUAUGAUCGUAAAGAACAUCUAGAAGCUUUGAGCAAAAUCUUGUCUCUACUUAGUCAAGAUCCUCAAAAUUGUCUACAACUUAUAGAUGACUAUGAAGUUUUAAACAAAUUGUCGGAUAUUUGGCAAAGAGAUGUCUGUGUUUCCUAUUAUCCCCAGGAUUUGUGGCUACAUUUAAUGCACAUCUUGGAGCAGGCACCCCGGGAAGCCAUUAAAAAAGGUUUCUUUGAAAUUCUAUUCAAGCGUAUUCGAGGCCACUUAUUUCAAUAUCAUGUUUGGGAUAUGAAAUGUUUUGCUUUGCUAUUGCGUUGCUGUGAGGGUCAAACACUUUUCUUAGAAAUGGAUGGUGGAAAAUUGCUGUAUACAAUAUUGAAAGAGGAGCUGUUGGAUUGCUAUGAAAAUGUAGUUUUCUGUUUAAUGAAUGGCUUAUUUUCGAAAAAGAUUUUAUGGAGAUGUAGAGAAUUCACCGAUUUACCUUUAAUUAUAACAAAGUUGGCCAAAGAUUGUAACAAAUUAAGGCAACAAUUGUUUUGUUUGCAGACUUUACGCGAAUUGGGUGUUAUGCCGGUGAUAAAACGUUUUAUUAAAGCCAACUGUUUAAAGGAUCUCAGGAAUCUAACAUGCAAAACCUGGACCAAUGAGAAGGCUCGCUUGGAAAUUGUUUAUUGGCUGGAAAGAGAGAUUUACCAUAGCUCAGAUUUAAGAAACAUAAAAAACCCACAAAUUCGAAAAAAUUCAGAAAUAGUUCAGUAUUUCUCAUGAGGCGGUAUAUUUCGUUCAGAAAAAGUUCUAAAAAAUUAAAUUUUCCAUCCUUGCUCUAGAACCUACUGGCCAGAUUUGACAAUUUAUUAGAAUUUCAGGGAAUUUAUUUUUUUUAACGUCUCAAAUACAAUUGAAAAAAGC
Calliphora vicina (urban bluebottle blowfly) is the source of this 1445-nucleotide messenger RNA. RefSeq lists its product as uncharacterized. The transcript has 5 exons. The record is from RefSeq and is a predicted model, not a curated record. The coding region runs from base 24 to 1304 and encodes 426 amino acids. NCBI's taxonomy places the organism in Eukaryota, Metazoa, Arthropoda, Insecta, Diptera, Calliphoridae.